AAGAAUGCCAGCAAAGCAGAGAUAAGAGAUUAAUGUUCCUUACGUCUUACGCGUAAAUAAUCAACCAUAAUAGUAACCGAUUACUCUCUCUCCACAUCCCUGUUAUAGUGAGGACUGAGGAGAACAAACGGAGCAGUUGUCAUAUUAGGGUUUUUAUUUACGAAUCCCCCCUCACACGGACUGUCUUUCAGAACACCCCACCCAAAAGUCAAUUGUAUCUGAUUCCCCUUCCACAUUGCGUGAAAACCGCCUUGUCGCUGAAACACAGGGUUUGAGAUCGAUUCUCUUGUGGGUCAUGCGUAGAUUUUGAUAUAAAUUACAAAUCGGAGUAUUUGACUUGCAGAGCUGUUUUGGGAUACUCGAGAAAGUGGUAUUGGAAAUGGAGCAUCGGACAGUUCUUGGUGAUGGAUCUUCAGCGAAUUUAGUCAGGGAAGAAGAUGAGGAAGAUUUCAGGAGUUGUUGCGAGGAUGAUGAAGUGUGGAAGGAGACUGAAGAAUCAGCGAAGGAAGAGUCAAAAGACGAUCUUGAUGAAUUUUCAGUGAAGAUGUUCUUCAAGGGUAUUUCAAUAGCUGAUGUUGGGGACUCUGGUUCUGGCCUUUCUGGAAUUGGGGUGGUUAUGGAAAGAUCAACCAAUAACCCUCUCAUUCAGGUGCAGAAAAAACUCGACUUUCAUGUUGAAGCAUCUGUCGCUGAUUACCUAGCUUUGAUGGAUGGUCUGGCGGCGGCUACACAAAAUAGCAUCCGUCGGGUAUAUGCUUUCACCGAUUCUGAGCUGUUGUAUGACCAGGUAACCCAUGAUGCAAAGCUUGAAGUCCCACUUCUGAUAGCACUUAGGGAAAGGAUUCUAGAAUAUGCCGGUAAUCUUGAAGCUUUUGUUUUGAAGCUUAUCCCCAGUGCUGAUCUGGAACGGCCUUUGCAAUUAGCCCAAGUGGCAAUCGGGGUUGUCUCUUUUCCUUCCCAGGAUGAUAAAUCACUUGAAAACUGUUCCAUCUGUUGCGAGGACAAGUUAUCACUGAUGAUGAUUACCAUGAAAUGCUCUCACAGGUUUUGCUCGAAUUGUAUGAGAACCUAUGUUGAUGGAAAAGUGCAGUCCUCUCGAGUUCCAAUAAGAUGCCCUCAGUUGAGAUGCAAAUAUUUCAUCUCCACCGCUGAGUGCAAAUCUUUUCUUCCACUUGCUUCCUAUGAAUCUUUAGAGAGAGCACUUGAAGAAGCAAAUGUCCUCCACUCCGAUGGAAUCUACUGCCCUUUCCCAAAUUGUUCUGUCCUGUUUGAUCCCCAUGAAUGUUUGUCAACUGGUGCAAGCUCAUCAAGUCAAUCAGAUAAUAGCUGUGUUGAGUGCCCAGUCUGCCAGAGGUUUAUCUGUGUGGAAUGUGCCGUUCCUUGGCAUUCUUCAAUUAGUUGUGAAGAGUACCAGAACCUCCCAUUGGAGGAGAGGGAUGCGGCAGACAUUACCUUACAUCGCUUGGCACAAAAUAAAAGGUGGAGGCGUUGUCAGCAGUGCCGUAGAAUGAUUGAGCUUACUCAAGGUUGCUAUCACAUGACCUGCUGGUGUGGGCAUGAGUUCUGUUAUUCUUGUGGAGCAGAAUAUAGGGAUGGCCAACAGACCUGUCAGUGUGCCUUCUGGGAUGAGGACAAUUCUGAAGAUUUUACCCACUCCAUGCAAGAGUCGGAACAAUGGGCUUGGGAGACUUUCAAUUCGCUCCCAAUGAUUAUGGAUGCGUACUCAGACCAAGAAAGAUCACAGCUGGCUUUGAUCCAAAGGUUCCUUGCUGGAGGAUUCAGUCUGAGUGACCAUCCCCCUUACCAAUCCCCACCUCGCUGUACAGACUCCUACCUAGACGCAAUGAAGGAUCUGCAUCAGCUUCCUUGGCUUGAAAGGUUUGUUUCUGUGAUAAGUGACAAUUAUUACGAAGACUAUAUCCAAUGAAGCAAAUACAGGAUUCCACAGCAAAUAAGUUGCUUUGCUCCCCAAAAGUGCUUCAAGGGAGGGAAAGAGUCUCUCACUCUUUUCACACGCAUUUUCAUUUACAGCAACAUUCAGAAAUUGGCUUCUUUUCUUCUAUGUAAUUUUACUAGCUUUGACACGUUGGGAAAUUGUGAUCCCGAUGGUCGUUGGGUCGUUGCAUUAGAUUGAGGGGAAGAAUUCUUACUUGAUCAGUUUCUUUCUUCUCUAUAGAAAAGGAAAGAGAAUCGAGAUUCUUAUAUCAGUAUAUUCAAAGAACAUUUUACCAUGUCACUUAAAGCUAAGCCAACGAAAUAUAUGUUCCCAUUGUAAA
This is a messenger RNA of Carya illinoinensis, 2276 nucleotides long. RefSeq names its product ATP-dependent RNA helicase DEAH12, chloroplastic-like. Gene Ontology annotation, biological process: ubiquitin-dependent protein catabolic process; positive regulation of proteasomal ubiquitin-dependent protein catabolic process; protein polyubiquitination. Bases 380 to 1927 code for a protein of 515 amino acids. Gene Ontology annotation, cellular component: cytoplasm; ubiquitin ligase complex. Gene Ontology annotation, molecular function: RNA-DNA hybrid ribonuclease activity; ubiquitin protein ligase activity; zinc ion binding. NCBI's taxonomy places the organism in Eukaryota, Viridiplantae, Streptophyta, Magnoliopsida, Fagales, Juglandaceae. The record is from RefSeq and is a predicted model, not a curated record. The transcript has 4 exons.